Molecule: messenger RNA, 1715 nt
Organism: Cuscuta campestris
Lineage: Eukaryota; Viridiplantae; Streptophyta; Magnoliopsida; Solanales; Convolvulaceae
Source: the annotation of a GenBank genome assembly
AAUCUAUUUCUCUCUCUUACCUCAACCGAGGAUUCUUUUCUCACGUGGUGGUUAAAAGAUAAAAGAUUCGAAGUCCGUUCGAGGGAAUCUAAAGGAAUGGAGAUAGCCCGAAGUCCAAAUGCCUGGAAUCAUUCCAUCAACCUGCGGUAUAUCCUUGAGAGCCAAAAACUCUCUGGGGAAAACUUUCUUGACUGGGAGAAGAACCUAAGAAUCGUUCUUGACUAUGAGAGGAAACUUUACAUCCUCGAAACGGAACCUCCCAAGACCCCUAAGGCAAAUGCUCGUGCGUCCGAACUCACUUCCUUCAAGAAGUAUGAAGACGACGCGCGAGAUGUUAAGUGUAUCAUUAUGACAAGUAUGACCGCGGAGCUCCAAAGGCUCCACGCGGACAUGGUAGCGCGUCCUAUGAUACACCGCUUAAGAGACCUAUUACAGGGUCACCCCAAAAACUCGGGUAUUUACGUUAUUGAAGUCAACAUGUCUGAUUUCACCUCUUGGGUGAUGGAUACCGGAUGUGGUUCUCACAUCUGUACUUCUAUGCAGAAUUUGCAUGAAGUUAGACAUUUGACUGAGGGAGAAGUCCAGCUGAAGGUCGGAAACAGAGCACUUGUCAAUGCGCUGGCUGUAGGAACUUAUGUUCUAUCUCUCCCCAGUGGCUUGUUGUUGCAUUUAAACAAUUGCUUGUGUGUACCUGCCAUUAGCAGGAAUAUCAUUUCUAUGUCCUGUCUUGACAAAGCAGGAUUUUCUAUUAACGUCAAAGACAAGUGCCUUUCGGUUUUCAGAAAUGAUAUUUACUAUGAAACUGCUAAGAUGACCAAUGGUCUUUAUAUCUUAGACUUAGACGCCACUGUUUAUAACGUAGAUGUUAAGAGAAGCAAACCAAACAGUUUGAAUCUCACAUACCUUUGGCAUUGUCAUUUGGGCCACAUUAACGAGAAACGCACAUCUAAGUUACGUCACUCUGGCGUACUUGAUUCAUUUGACCUCGAGUCUUAUGAUACUUGGUUGAGUGAGAACUUCGCCAUGAAGGAUUUGGGGAAUGCUGGUUAUGCCCUUGGCAUAAGAAUCUACCGUGAUAGCAUUAAUGACCCAAUCCCGUUGUUCUGCGACAACACUGGGGCCAUUGCACAGGCAAAGGAACCACGAUCUCACCAAAAGACCAAGCACAUUGUACGAUGUUAUCACAUUGUACGAGAAAUCGUAGACAGAGGUGAUGUAGAGAUUUGCAAAGUAGGAACAGACGACAACAUUGCCGACCCCCUGACCAAGCCCUUGGGAAAGCUAAAGCAUGAGGGUCACACUAGGUCAAUGGGCAUUCCACCGAUGCCAGAUUGGCCGUAGUGCAAGUGGGAGAUUGUUGGAGUUGGUGCCCUUAUGGCCAACUACUGUUGUAAUAUCUUAGAUAUUUUCUAUCAUGUAAAGGCAGAUGCAUUAAGUUUACAAACAUCUCAUGCUAAUGUAAACUCUUAAUUGCAUUCCUAGAAUUAUAUUAUAAGAUGUUUAUCAGAAUGAGUAUUCUGAUGUUGAGACUGACAUCUUGUCACUUAGUAUAAUUCUGAACGGUCUAUAGUCGAAGCAUUAACGAGAGCAGGAUAUCGUUAAUGCGUGUGAGACUAGUGAGAGUUAGAUGUUUGACCUAGUCUCUUGGUCAAAUGACGGAGUGUUCGCAUCUACUCUCGGGCAGAUAUUAUCGUUAAUAAUAGGAUGCCAGACCU